Molecule: messenger RNA, 2646 nt
Organism: Malassezia pachydermatis
Lineage: Eukaryota; Fungi; Basidiomycota; Malasseziomycetes; Malasseziales; Malasseziaceae
Product: vacuolar protein sorting-associated protein 16
Exons: 4
Coding region: 1-2646 (881 amino acids)
Biological process (GO): endosomal transport; vacuole fusion, non-autophagic; intracellular protein transport
Cellular component (GO): lysosomal membrane; cytoplasm; endosome
Molecular function (GO): actin binding
Source: RefSeq, a predicted model, not a curated record
AUGACCGAGUGGCACCGGCUGGGCGAGGCGUACUACCGCCGCACGCUGCAGUAUGAGCUAUCAUGGCCGGUGCAGACAUUGGAUGACUACCUUGUCGCGAUGUCGACCGAUGGCGGACUGAUCGCGUUGACACGCAACCCCCAUCAGUUGGUCGCUCUAGGCGAUGUCGGUGCAGUCGAGCCGCGCAUUCAAGUAUACACAGGAGCAGGCCAGCUGGUAGAGACGCUGCCGUGGGACGCCUCGUUGCGCAUGGUGGCCAUGGGCUUUACGUUUCGCGAUGAAUUGGCGAUCGUGACCGACGAUGGACAAGUGCGUUUGUACGCCUUGCUUGUGCCAUGUCCACGUCGCGAGGCUGGCUGCGUCGAAGCGACGCCCAGCACACACUACACGUGGUUCGUCCUGAGCGAGGAAGCGGCGGACCUCGGUGUCGCGCAGGCGCUCGUCACGCCCGAUCGCAUAUGGGCUUUGUUGAGAUCGGGGAGCAUGGUCGAGGCGCCCUGGGCCGGCAUUGUGGAAGCACAGCCGCGUCCCAAGGUCUGGGCCGAGCACUUGCCGCGCCGUGAGCCGCGUACGUGGCCGCCAGUCAGUCAGCCGCCGCCCAGGUUACCGUCGUGGACAGCGUCGUCCGCGCCGACAGUGCUGGUGGCGACCGAUACGAGCGUGUGGCAGUUGGGCGUGGAGGGGUACGAGGCGUUGCCCAUCGAUCAACGCGCGGUCGUUGGUAUGUCCGUGAGCCCCAGCGGCAAACUGCUCGCGAUGAUCACCGAGUCGCAUGAACUGCAUGUACGAACGAUGGAUGGCGCGCGUCUGUUGCGUGUGUGGGACAUGACCCGCUGCGACGCGUACCAACAAGCCCCUCUGGCGCCACGUACGCCGGCCCUACUGGAGGACAUGGAUCUCUUUGCGCCGCCGCAGGACCGUGGCGGGCUGGGCGGCACCGGUGUACAUGCCCUCACAUGGUGUGGCGACGAUACCGUGGCGUUGGCCUGGUCCGAUCGUGUACUGUUGCUGGGUCCGUACGAGGAGCCCAUUGCCUUGCACGUUACUGGGCGGCCCUAUCUGUACGGCGAUCAGCAUGGUGUGCGGAUUCUCCAUGGUGACGCGCAUGAGUGGGUCGCGAAAGUGGACGAAGCCUCACUGCAUGCGCUUCGUCCCGGCUCGACGCAUGCCGCAGCCGUGUUGGUCGAUGCCGCGCAGCUAGCGCAGCAAAAUGAUCCACGGGCCUACGAAGCGCUACGGGCCCUUGAUACGCGGCUGGUCGAGGCGAUCGAUGCGUGCAUUGAAGCGGCUGCGCAGGCGUGGGAUGUGGACGCGCAGCAGCGAUUGCUGCGGGCUGCGCUAUUUGGCAAGACGUUUGUGGAUGUAUACGAUACGUCACGUCUUUUGCGUGUAUCGCGUACGUUGCGUGUGCUAAAUGCCGUUCGCGAUGCGUCGAUCGGGAUGCCUGCCGUGUAUGACGAGGCAGGCAUGUCGCUCUUACUCUACCGUCUUGCCUCGCGCGAGCAACACAAAGUGGCCGUGCAUAUGUGUGCAUACCUCGGCGUACGUGCCGAUGCCGUGCUGAAGCACUGGGCGCGUGCGAAGAUGGCACGGGCACGAGUCACGUCCCUGGAGGACGAAGAAGCGUUGGCCCAUCGGAUAAUGGCCAAGUUUGAGGCAGCAGGGACGUGGCGGUAUGCGGACAUUGCGCAGUGGGCCUGGGAGGCAGGACGGUCACGUAUGGCGACGCUCCUGGUCGAGCGGGAAGUACGUGCGAUUGACCAAGUGCCGCUGCUAUUGCAGAUGCACGAGCAUGCCUUGGCCCUCGCGAAGGCCGUGGAAAGUGGCGAUACGGACCUGAUAUACCAUGUACUGUUUGCCCUGCAAUCGUCUAUGGCACGUGGUGCCUUUUUCCGGGUGAUCCAAACGCUGCCUGUGGCCGAGCACGACGCAUAUGAUCAGAGUGUAGGCCUGCGUCCCUCGCCGCGGCCUACCUACGAAGGCCUCGCGGUGAAUUUGUUGCUGUCGUACGCACGCGCACAAGCGCCGGAUCUAUUGCGUGACUUUUACUACCAGGACGACCGGCACCGCGAGAGCGGCGUAGAGUGUGUACGUGAAGCGCUGCGUCUGCCGCCGAAAGAGCGUAUGUCGCCGCUUCGGGAGGCCCAGAAACACUUUAGCAAUGACCGAAGCUGUGCGGCCGAAGCCAAGCGUACGGACGAAGCAUGCCAGCUGUACGCAUUUCAAGCGACCCUUGCGUCGGAGCUCUCUGCGAUGGGCCUCACCGCCGCCGCGAAGGACGUGGAAGGUGUGUCGUUGCACGAUACGAUGCUCCUCUGCCUGCGCCACAAUCUGCCCAAGCGAGCGGAGCGGCUCAAGCAUGAUUUUCGUGUCUCUGACGCGCGCUACUUUGCACUGCGUGUACGUGCGCUUAUCGAGGCGCAGGACUUUGCUGAAUUGUAUCGUCUCGGAACCGCGCGACGUCCGCCGCAGGGCUACGCGCCGAUCAUCGCAGCCCUCCUCCACGCAGGACAUGUGGAGGAAGCCGCGCGGUUCGUGGCCAAAGGCGCGACGAGCGACAAGGCCAAUCGGAUGGCGAUCCAAGCGCUCAUAGAGAGAUGUCCUACGGCCCCAGUGCAAGCGCAGCUGCGUGCGGCGCUGCCAUGA